AUGUAUAUGGAGAUUUCUUCAACCGGAGCUUCCAUUGAAUCGACUCCUUACGUCGAGACUGAUCCUUCCGGUCGAUACGGCCGUUUCAGAGAAGUACUUGGCAAAGGAGCAAUGAAGACGGUUUACAAAGCCUUUGACCAAGUUCUAGGAAUGGAAGUCGCAUGGAAUCAGGUUAAGCUCAACGAGGUCUUCCGAUCACCGGAGCCGUUACAACGCCUCUACUCCGAGGUCCAUCUCCUCAAGAAUCUCAACCACGAAUCAAUCAUCCGCUACUGCACUUCCUGGAUCGACGUCAACCGCAGAACGUUCAACUUCAUCACUGAGCUCUUCACAUCCGGCACCCUUAGAGAGUAUCGAAGGAAGUAUCAAAAGGUUGAUAUCAGAGCAAUCAAGAGCUGGGCACGCCAGAUCUUGAAUGGUCUUGCUUACUUACACGGGCACGAUCCUCCCGUCAUUCACAGAGACCUCAAAUGCGAUAACAUAUUCGUUAAUGGCCACCUCGGGCAAGUCAAGAUUGGUGACCUCGGCUUAGCCGCGAUCCUCCGUGAGUCACAACAUGCUCACAGCGUCAUAGGAACGCCUGAGUUCAUGGCACCGGAGCUGUACGAAGAAGAUUACAAUCAGCUCGUGGACAUUUACUCGUUCGGAAUGUGUGUCCUUGAGAUGCUUACCGGUGACUACCCUUACAGCGAGUGCUCCAACCCUGCGCAGAUAUACAAGAAAGUUACAUCGGGGAAGUUGCCUGAGUCUUUCCAUCUGAUUCAAAACACGGAGGCUCAGUGUUUCGUUGGGAAAUGCCUGGAAACUGUCUCAAAGAGAUUGUCUGCGAAGGAGCUCUUGGAAGACCCGUUCCUCGCCACAACUGAUGAGAGAGAUUUAGCGCCUCUUUAUAGAUUGCCGCCACAGCUGGCGAUUCAGAAUUUGGCUGCAAAUGGGACGGUGGUGGAGCAUCUGCCUUCUGCGACUGAUCCAACUCGAACGACAGAUAUGUCGAUAACAGGAAAGAUGAACUCAGAAGACCACACCAUCUUUCUUCAAGUACAGAUUUCAGAUGAGGAUGGGCACAUGAGGAACAUUCACUUCCCGUUCAGCAUUGUAAGCGACACACCUCUAGAAGUAGCUUUGGAGAUGGUGAAAGAGCUUGAGAUCAAUGAUUGGGAUCCUUUGGAGAUAGCAGCAAUGAUAGAAAAUGAGAUAUCUUUGCUCGUCCCUAACUGGAGAGUCCAUGAAUCUUCUUCUCCCCGGCACCAUAGCUUUGGUCAUGACGAUGAUGAUGAUGACACUGACGAGGGAGGAGGAGGAAGAACACAGCCUUUCUUCUCUGCUCCUUCCUCUCACGAGUCUCCUGCAGCAAUUGGAGACGAUAGGGAAGGUUUUAGUAACGAUAUGAUCCGAGGUAACGAUGGUGGCAGUAGGAGAAGCCAUAAAAGUUGGUUGAAUUCUUCAACAGACCACUACUCCCCUGCCAUUGAUGAUGAUGAUGAUGAUCAAAGCCAGCAACACAGGAGACGGUUAAGGCUACAUAAGAUGAGAUCGCUGGUGGGCACGAGAACGCAGGUGCUGCACCGAUCGCUCAUGGAGUUGAUCAACAGGCGAAGUGGGCGUGGCUUCAACAGGACCGUGGACGAGCUACAACGUCAACGGUCCACUGAUUUCUUGAGACGAUCUUGA
This is a messenger RNA of Microthlaspi erraticum, 1671 nucleotides long. The record is from the annotation of a GenBank genome assembly. NCBI's taxonomy places the organism in Eukaryota, Viridiplantae, Streptophyta, Magnoliopsida, Brassicales, Brassicaceae.